AUGAGCACUAACUCUGGCAAUAAAAAAAUUGGCAUUUUGGCUGCAGCGCGUCGUUUUGGUGUUGAUAAGUCAAUGGUAUCACGGUGGAUGCCUAAUGAGGAAAAGUUUAAUAACGCGGUAUCAAAAAAUCGACGUGUUGGUGCAGGAAGGAUUGCUGUUUAUCCAGUAGCUGAAGAGGAACUUGUUAAUUGGAUCCGCGAGCUUCGACUUGUUGGAAUUGCGAAUAGAAGAAAUUGA
Molecule: messenger RNA, 237 nt
Organism: Ambispora leptoticha
Lineage: Eukaryota; Fungi; Glomeromycota; Glomeromycetes; Archaeosporales; Ambisporaceae
Source: the annotation of a GenBank genome assembly